AUGAUCUGUGGAGCUGAUGGCCCAAAAUCGUUUACGCUAUUACCCGAGGCGUUAAUUCUAAGCAAUGUUGCUGUUUCCCCCGACACCAUCACCUUCGAUCAAAAUAAUGAGCGAUUCUCUUUCGUUUUCACGUUUGAGGAUGAACGCAAACUUCAGACAUAUAGCUGUUCUUUUGAGGAAGUUAUUGUUCUAAAGGCAUCCACUAUUGAACCCUAUUUUCAUGUUUUUAGCCUGAAGUUGAAAACUUCGGCAGCUCUACCUUUGUAUGAUUUAAUGAAACCCAAAAUUGUAAACAGCAGAGGGUUCGAUCCAGAAAUUAUUCUAACUUUAUGUCUCUCGGAAAGCGCUUUUGAUAUCGUUAUCGGUAUUUUCCAGCAAUCUAUCCAUUAUUGUGAUGUCACAGAUGCUCAUGUAUUCCUUACCUCUCUUGGAAAUUUGUAUUCCCUACUCUUGUAUAAAAAAGAAGACCCGGAUCUAGAGAACGAUGCUGUUGAGGUAGAUGUUCUUCCUGAUCUUCUUGAAUGCUCUAUGCCAGAGCAAUCAGAAAACACAUGUGAAAAUAUUUCCAUCUCACCUAUUUCUUCGAUGUCUCCUAUAAAACUAAGAGCUGAAGUAUCAUCAGAACCAUCUAGUCCGACAUCUUCUCCUUGUCCUACAGAAGUUAUCGAGCAACAUAUGAUUUCCUCUACUGUAGAAUUAGAUGAAACUGAACAAGCUAGCAAGUACAGUAGCUUGAAUUCCAGCUUCUGUUUCGAUUCUGAAAGUCAGGAAGAUGUGGAAGAUGCGGAAGAAAUAGAUAUUGACGAGCUCCCAGAAGAGUCUAAAGAUUGGAGUAUUGCGGACGAAGUGCAGGAGCAGCAAGAGAAAACCCAAAACUGUGAUGAAAAACAGAUUGAAAAUAAGGAAAUUCAUAAAUCGCCCACACCUGUUCAGUUGCUUCCUCCAGCUCAAACUCCUAAAUCGAACGUCGUACUCACCAAGGGACAGCCGAUAGUCAUAGAGGAGUUAUCCAGUGAUGACGACGAAACAGAGGAGCAACCUAUGGGAGAUUUACAACUCAAGUUUGUGGAUGGUUCAGUAUUCAUUUUUCCUCGAGAGUCGUUCGAGAAGAACAUCUGUCCAAACUCAUGGUUGAAUGAUAUCAUGAUCGAUUUCUUCAUGGACUGGAUAUCAAAGGAGUGUUUAACAGAUGAAGACCGGAGAAAUGUACAUAUUUUUCAUACUACAUUUUUUACAAAACUAUUGCGUUUAAAAAAGAGCAUCGGGAUCCCAUCCAAUGGCACAAAGGCUCAAAUUGACCAGCAUAUGAACUUUCUGUUUAAUAGGUUAUAUCCAAUUAGGAAAAACCAGAUGAAAAUUGACUACCUUCAGAAAGAAGUUCUAAUGAUACCCGUAUUCUGGGAAAAUCAUUGGUUUGUCGCUGUGCAUGUUGAACGGGUCAAACAAACUGCUUUCAGGCUUCUAGCUAUGAUACAUGGUAUGCACAAUUUAGUCAAAGAUCAUCAAUCUGAACAGAGGUGCCGUAUUAUCAUUGUUGACAGCAAAAUGAAAGAUCCGCUGAAUGCACACAUCCUACCAUCUAUACACCAGCAGAUUUUUGAACUGCUCAAGGGAUAUGUUCAACUCAUUGUUUAUACGCAGUUCAACACCUUUCCUACAUCUAAAUUCACAUUCAUACGAUGUCAUAAUCUACCGGAUCAGAGAAAUAGUUAUGAUUGUGGCCUAUUCUUAGUCAGAUAUAUAAAGACGUUUUCAUUAAGCAGGGAUUUCUUGAAGCUUGAUGACAUUAAAUUAGCCGGAAUCCGGGUGCCUCAGUCAGACACAGCAUUCCAACUAAAGAUUGACGAAGAUCGUUCGCAAAUGAAACAAUUAAUUGAGGAACAUUUGAUUCGCUGA
Messenger RNA from Auanema sp. JU1783, 1896 nucleotides. NCBI's taxonomy places the organism in Eukaryota, Metazoa, Nematoda, Chromadorea, Rhabditida, Rhabditidae. The record is from the annotation of a GenBank genome assembly.